UAUCUGGUUAAGAAUAUGUCAUUCUAUACAAACAGCGAGCCUGAAGCUUGGUAUCUGUCCUCUUAUUGCAUGCAUAUGAUUCGCCAAGCACGCAGUUCACGGCUAAGUAAUCAUCAUGUAUCCUAUCAUUCCACGACGUCCACAGCCACUCGAACAUCGAGCUUCAAGCAGCAACACAAUUGCAUACGUACCCGUACAUCUCCUCAUCGUCUUUUACCGCCGACUCUGAUUCUGGUCCCUCCCAAAUGUCAUAGCCUCAGCCACGGCUUUGUCCGUCCGCCGCCCGUUAUCCAUCUAUCCCUAUUCCCCGUGUCCCGCUGUCCAUUGAUGUCUAUGCCUCGUCCACCUCCGCUUCCUCCGCCGCCGUCGCCGAAAUGUCCAGCUCUCCUCAGCCCUCCAUCGACAGCUUCGAAUUCAACUCCCCCAAUCCUCCCCAAUUUCCUUUCCCCCACCAGCAUGACUGGACCACCCGUCCCAACUCCACCGGCGGUGGUCGCCAUCCAGCCCGUCGCGGGUCGACAGCAAGCUCUAUACAUUCGGUCGGAGGCGCUUUGGAUACCGCCUUCAAGACCAGCAGCAAUCCCGGCAUGGCACCGCUGACAGAGCAGAACCGCAAUGCCAUCUCCACCCUCUUGCAACCGCCCAUCGUUCGCACCGGCAUGCUGCCCCACACCGCCGCAACCGCCAUGGCCAGCAGUCAUCGCCCACCCUCUACCAAAGACAUCCCACCCGUCACCCUCGCGAACGUCUCCCACGUCGAACCUUCUGCUUUCAAUCCCUACCUUUCCCAGGUCGGGAACCUGUACGAAGCUUUCCAGCGCGCAAAGGCCGAAGCCGAAGAAGUCGCGUCCAUAUUGAGGAAGGAUUCCACCAAGAAAGAUGACCUUUCCGAUAUAUUGGAACGUGGCAUCAAAGCUGCAUCGCCUGCUGCAACCCCACACUCGGCCUCCUCCUCGCCCAAACCGAAGCGACGUGUCAGCGGAUCCAAGCGCACGCUUCCCCUUGUCACUCCUCUUUCAACGAUACCCAACGUUUACUUCGACGAAAGUUUCCACCUCGAAAACCCACGCACCUUUGACAUUGUGAGCGAACGAUCCGAAGUUGUGCGACCAAUUCGAACCAAAAGCGGGGACGGAAUCAACGCAGACAAUGCAUCGGCGGAGCCCAUUCAAGCGCCCGGGCGGAAAGCACUGGCAACAAACGCCAUUUUGCAAGAAAAGCUGUCGUGGUACAUGGAUACAGUCGAGGUGCACCUGAUUUCCUCCAUAUCUACCGCAUCAACAUCCUUUUUUGCUGCUUUGGGUUCUUUGCGCGAACUUCAGUCGGAAGCCUCCGAGUCGGUGACGAGGAUUACAACCGUACGAGAUGAUUUGAAGCGCCUGGAUGAACAAAUGGCUGUAGGAGGUCUUAAAAUCAUCGAGAUGAAGAAACGCCGAGAGAACAUUCGUAAAUUAACGGAUGCUACAGACCAGCUGCGGGCUGUGGUCGUAGGUCUGUCGCAUUGCGAUGAAAUCGUCGACAAAGGCGAACUGGAUACAGGAAUAGCGCGGCUGGAGGCAAUGGAAAAGCUCAUCUUCGGGACCCUAGAUGUAUCUGACCCGGCCUCGACGUCCUGGAUACAGACGCGGUGCCCACCCACUCUUAUCGAUCUUCACAAUCUGAAUGCUUUGGACGGUGUGGCUGAGGGCAUGCAGCAACUCAAGUUUCGCAUUGGUAGAGGAUUCGAGGCUCGCUUUCUCAAUACCCUUCUCACGGACUUGCGUGAUCAUAUCAAAAAUGUAUCAAGCCAUGACACUCUGCAAAGAUGGGUCACAGCUUCACAGCGUGCGCGUGGAGAUCAUCAACGGCUCAAGUCGAUAUUGCCGGCCUAUCUCUCUACCAGCAACGAUUUCCGGGCGAGAUUGCGAGCCAGCUUGACGGGUUUGAGCAGUUCGAGCUUUACCAAUCAAGCAAGUGCAACGUUCCGAGAUGCAGUUGUACGAGAAAUGAAAAUCAUUAUUCGAAAAUACCUCCCCAGCUCUACAGACGAUGAUGCCGAAUCCAUGACGUCUGUUUCAACCAGAAGCGGUCGAGGGUAUAGUCAACAAGACAAGAACUCGAUACUGGCUCGUAACUUGCGAGCAAUGGACCCUGCAGAUGCCGAAGAGUUCUUCACCAACAUUUUCACUGACAUUGGCGAGGCCAUCCGACGGCUGAGCAUGCAAGUAAAAGUGCUCUUGGAUGUUACUAGUGGCGUGAUUAGCUCCCCGCCUCUGUCCGGUGGUGGUUGGCGUUCUCCACCGAGAAGUCCUUUUAUGAUGCCCAGUAUCGACGCAGUCGGUGCUGGUGCCAACAGCCCGUUCCCGAACGGUUUACAAGAAGAAUUGAUGCAAGCUUUGGACAUGUCUAGCCUUCUCGGGCAGGCUGUUGAUGCUGCUCAAACCCAAGUUACCAAACUGCUCAAGGUCCGUUCAGAAGCCACCACUCAGCUCCCGCUCGACCGAUUUCUUCGUUACUUCCGUCUGUGUCGCAUGUUUGCGGAUGAAUGCGAAGCAGUCUCUGGACGCUCUGGUGCUGCUUUGAAGGGCGUUGUCAACACACACAUUACAGACUUCGUCUCCAGGUUUGGCGAUAUCGAAAAACAAGAGCUUACCACGGCCAUGGACUCGGAUCGAUGGGAGCCGAAGCACUUUGACGGGCAUGAUGCAGAAGUGCUUGCCAGGAUACUGGCAGGCAUGACAUCUGAUCCAACCGAGUGGGUGCAGACGGGAUCUGUCCUAGGCGAGUCGAAGGACGAUUCCAACUCCAAUGGUACAACGCAAACCAACGGAACUUCGACAGAGACAGAGAGGGCCAAGAACCCUGCGCCAGCCAUGAUUGACGAGGAAAGAUACAUCAUCUCAAACUCAUCAACGGUGGUGCUGCGUGGAAUCGAGCGCUUCGAGAUUCUUUUGACUGUUAUGCCUAGCAUGACAUCGGAAGUUUCGGCGUCACUUUGCGAAUAUAUCAAAAUGUUCAACUCUCGAUUGUGCCAGCUUAUCCUCGGCGCGGGUGCAAUGCACAGCGCUGGAUUGAAAAACAUCAACACUAAACAUCUCGCAAUAGCCUCUCAGACGCUUUCGUUCAUCAUUGCCAUACUUCCCUACAUCCGCGAGUGCGCAAGGCGUCACGCGUCGGGCAACAAGCCGGCGCUCGGGGAGUUCGACAAUGUAAAGCGACUGCUUCAGGACCAACAAGUGUCGAUACAUGAGAAACUCAUUGAUAUUAUGAGCAAUCGUGCCACAAUUCACGUUCGCAAUCUCAGGAAAAUAGAAUGGGAUAGUGAAUCUGAGGUGAACAAGGACGUCAGCCCUAACAUGGAAACGCUCACCAAGGAAACAUUCACGCUUCACAAGGUAAUCAACAAGUACCUGCACGAGACCCAAGUGCGUAUGAUUAUGGAACCCGUCUUUGAAAGUUAUCGCGAGCAGAUUGGCAAAGUAUUCAAAGAGGCGACUGUCAAGACGGGUCCCGGAAAGCAAAGAAUUCUCCGCGACGCAAAGCUCUUUGACGCGAAGCUCGGACACAUUGACGGCGCGGGCAACACUGGCGGUCACCUAAUCCAGCUCGUGGAGGCCAAGGUAGUAACGACGCCCGAGCCAGGGGGGAACAAGAGUGAGGAGAAAGCGGACGAAACAGCAAAGGGCGAGAAGGGACCGGAAUCUGCAUGA
Molecule: messenger RNA, 3689 nt
Organism: Periconia digitata
Lineage: Eukaryota; Fungi; Ascomycota; Dothideomycetes; Pleosporales; Periconiaceae
Source: the annotation of a GenBank genome assembly